Messenger RNA from Epinephelus moara (kelp grouper), 5373 nucleotides. It is a transcript of the gene dnm2a, whose product is annotated as dynamin 2a. Gene Ontology annotation, cellular component: cytoplasm; microtubule; membrane. The record is from RefSeq and is a predicted model, not a curated record. Gene Ontology annotation, molecular function: GTPase activity; microtubule binding; GTP binding. The transcript has 21 exons. The coding region runs from base 305 to 2941 and encodes 878 amino acids. NCBI's taxonomy places the organism in Eukaryota, Metazoa, Chordata, Actinopteri, Perciformes, Serranidae.
GGAUGGUGUUCGUGUAGAGGAAGUUUUGUUUUGCGAGUUUUCCGUCCGUGUCGACUGACUGGCUGCUAAGUUAAUGCUCUCAAAAGAACACGAAAUGAUAUUAGUGUGAAUUGCAUUACCGGCAACCGCUCGACUGUUCACGGAGAGAAUAAAAGCCCGAGCUGUUUGAAGUGGCGCGGCGCUACACUUCAGAGUAAUCCGAGAGCACCUUCCUGCUAAGCUAACAUUACCUAGCUAGUUAGCGCGGCUAGCGGUAGGCUCUGGUUUGCGUUGUGUUGAAGGGGCUCUCCGAGCUAACGAAGCCAUGGGGAACCGGGGUAUGGAGGACCUGAUUCCCCUGAUCAACAAGCUUCAAGACGCGUUCAGCUCCAUUGGCCAGAGUUGUAAUUUAGACCUUCCUCAGAUCGCUGUGGUCGGUGGACAGAGUGCUGGAAAAAGCUCAGUCUUGGAGAAUUUUGUUGGCAGGGACUUUCUUCCUCGCGGAUCAGGCAUUGUUACCCGUAGACCUCUCAUUUUGCAGCUGGUCAACAAUAAAGCAGAAUAUGCUGAAUUCCUGCACUGCAAAGGGAAGAAGUUUGUGGACUUUGAGGAGGUGCGGGCCGAAAUUGAGUCGGAGACCGACAGGAUAACAGGCUCCAACAAAGGCAUCUCUCCCAUCCCAAUUAACCUGAGGGUCUACUCCCCACACGUGCUGAACCUGACCCUGAUCGACCUACCGGGAAUGACUAAGGUUGCCGUCGGAGAUCAGCCCGUAGACAUCGAGCACCAGAUCAGGGACAUGUUGUUGCAGUUCAUCACCAAGGAGAGCUGUCUGAUCCUGGCCGUCACCCCUGCCAACACUGACCUGGCCAACUCGGACGCUCUGAAGAUCGCCAAGGAGGUGGACCCACAGGGUCUGCGUACCAUUGGUGUUAUAACAAAACUGGACCUGAUGGAUGAAGGGACAGAUGCAAAGGACAUCCUAGAAAAUAAACUCCUGCCACUGCGCAGAGGCUACAUUGGUGUAGUGAACCGCAGUCAGAAGGACAUAGAUGGGAAAAAAGACAUUCGUGCUGCUCUGGCUGCAGAGAGGAAGUUCUUCCUGUCCCACCCUGCCUACAGACAUAUAGCAGAGCGUAUGGGCACACCACAUCUACAAAAGACACUCAACCAGCAAUUGACCAACCACAUCAGGGACACUCUGCCUGGUCUGCGUAGUAAGCUGCAGAGUCAGCUCCUCUCUCUGGAGAAGGAGGUGGAGGAGUACAAGAACUUCCGUCCAGAUGAUCCAACACGCAAGACCAAGGCCUUGUUGCAGAUGGUGCAGCAGUUUGGUGUGGACUUUGAAAAGUGCAUUGAAGGCUCCGGGGACCAGGUGGACACCAAUGAGCUAUCGGGUGGUGCAAAGAUCAACCGCAUCUUCCAUGAACGCUUCCCCUUUGAACUGGUCAAGAUUGUUUUUGACGAGAAAGAGCUAAGGCGAGAAAUCAGUCACGCAAUCAAGAACGUCCAUGGUGUCAGAACGGGGCUGUUCACUCCAGACCUGGCGUUUGAGGCCAUCGUGAAAAAGCAGAUCGUUAAGCUGAAAACGCCCUGUCUCAAAUGUAUCGAUCUGGUCAUUCAGGAGCUCAUCAACACAGUCAGGCAGUGCACCAACAAGCUAAACUCCUACCCCAGGCUGAGAGAGGAGACGGAGAGGAUUGUAACCACCCACGUCAGAGAAAGAGAAGGGAAGACUAAGGACCAGGUUCUGCUGCUGAUUGACAUUGAGCUGUCCUACAUCAACACCAAUCAUGAGGACUUCAUAGGCUUUGCUAAUGCCCAGCAGAGGAACACAGCUGCGAACAAGAAGAGGGCCAUACCCAACCAGCUUGGCGGACUGGGAGAGGGCCUCGAGGAGAAGGUGAUCAGGAAAGGCUGGCUAACCAUCAACAUCAGCAUCAUGAAGGGAGGCUCUAAGGAGUACUGGUUUGUCCUGACUGCGGAGUCCCUGUCCUGGUACAAAGAUGAGGAGGAGAAAGAAAAGAAGUAUAUGCUGCCGCUGGAUAACCUGAAGAUCAGAGAUGUGGAGAAAGGCUUUAUGUCCACAAAGCACAUCUUCGCAAUCUUCAACACUGAACAGAGGAACGUGUACAAGGAUCUUCGCCAGAUAGAGCUGGCCUGUGAUUCUCAGGAAGAUGUGGACAGCUGGAAAGCGUCCUUCCUCAGGGCAGGAGUUUAUCCGGAGAAGGACCAGACGGAGAAUGAAGAGGCUGCCCCCGCAGACACAUUCUCUAUGGACCCUCAGUUGGAGCGACAGGUGGAAACCAUCCGCAACCUGGUGGAUUCGUACAUCGGCAUCAUCAACAAAUCCACCAGAGACCUCGUGCCCAAGACCAUCAUGCAUCUCAUGAUCAACAGUGCAAAGGAUUUCAUCCACUCAGAGCUGCUGGCCUACCUCUACUCGUCUGGGGACCAGAACAGCCUCAUGGAGGAAUCGGCUGACCAGGCUCAGCGCAGAGACGAAAUGUUGCGCAUGUAUCACGCACUCAAGGAGGCACUGCACAUUAUUGGCGACAUCAGCACCAGCACCAUCUCCACCCCAGUACCCCCACCCGUAAAUGACACCUGGAUCCAAGAAGCAAGCCCAACCCCUCAGCGCAGGCCGCCUCCUGCAGCAGCCCCGGCCCCCAGCCGUCCACCUGCUGUUCGGGGCCCAACACCAGGACCACCCAUGAACCCUUCCCCUGCUUUUGGAGCCCCGCUCAAUCCCUCACCCGCCUUCGGGGCACCACCAAUCCCGUCUCGCCCAGGCCCACCCAUCAACGCUUUCAACAGCCACCAGGAUCCCUUCAGCGCACCUCCACAGAUCCCCUCCCGGCCAGCCCGCGUCCCACCCGGUGUUCCCAGCCGAAGACCCCCUGGCGCUCCUACUCACCGGCCCACCAUUAUCCGCCCUGCUGAGCCCUCCCUGCUAGACUAGACCCGUGGCCAAGCCCACCUUAAGUGUGUGUGUUUGUGUGUGGGUGUGUGUAUCUGCACACUAAAAGGCCAGGUGCGGGGGCUCGAGGGGAGGGGCUGACUGAUAGCCGUGCAUAAUGUGCAUUGUCCAGCCGUAUUAAUAUGUCUUGUCAAGCAAUGUAAUAAGCUGCUAAUACCAUCUUUAUCAGUGCACAUGAACAACACAAGGCCCGUAACCACUUGAAUAUUACAUUUGACUGCUGUGGAAAUUGUGUAAUACAAAAUGAAAACCCAGCUGAUCUGUGUGAUGCAUUUAGCUUCUAUCAGUAGGAGAUGAUGUAUCAUUUUUUUUUAUUAUAAUAACUGGUGUAUUUCCUCUGACAAGGUUCCCAGCAUAACUUAUUAACUAUUACAGGCUGGCUUUCCUCUCCCCUCCCGCCACCUUUUUAGAUUGGCCGAGACGCUCAAGUCUAGAUCUCUGUGUAAUAUACACACUUAACCUGUUGUUAAUGUUUUACUGGGUUUUCAUUUCCUAACUGAUUUCAUACUGAACAAUAGCUUAUUAUCAGUGUUGUUAUUUUGGUGGUGCCGAUUACUUUUUUUUUUCUCCCCCUUGUGUUAUUUUAUUUGAACGACUUUGUCCUUUUUAAUGAUCGUCAUAAAUGUAGCUUUAAAAAGUGAAAUCCUAAUCUCAGAUAAAAGCAAAGCCUGAAAAGACACAAGGCGGAGUUGCAUAAGACUUCAGAGAGUAGCUUCAGCCCCCACUGUGUGAAGCAUCCUUCCAAAAUGAAAAGAUGUCAGAUACAUUGACCAUUAUGAUCCAAGCACUUCUAGCCAUGUAGCCUUACAGCACGCCACUCAUAACUGGGAUGUUGUAGUCCGUUAGCACAACACUAUGCACAAAAAAAAACCCGGGAGAGGGAGGGAAACAGGCUGAAGGCUGUCUGCACUUUGUCGGAUGCUUUUCUCUCCAGUAAGUUUUUACAGCCUUGAAUUAUAAUCCCCUUCAGUCUCAGAUGAACCCCAAUGACACCUUCAGCCUUCAGGUAGACUUUGUUCAUUCCUGGAUUAACUGAUUCAUACAGAGCAGAGCACACAGCACAGUUUCCUCUCAGAGAGGAUAAAACGCGGGGUGUACAGACGAGGACGUGAUUCAGAGUAUAAAGAUGGUAUUAAGCAUUUAGGAGUUGGCACAUCUCUUUCUGGCCUUAGUUGUCAAGGACAUUUAUUAUCGCUAUAAGUUCUGCUUCAAUGCAUUUAAUAUAUUGUAUAUAGCUGGCCUAUACUGGGGAGUUAGCACUUGUAUUUCAUUUAAUCACAGGGUGGACAACAAAAACACGCUAUUAAUUCUAAUUGAAGCCCAACACGUUAAAAUGCGACUGUAGUGGUCAUGUUAAAGGAAGCACUAACACUGUCACUUCAUACGUUGGCCUUGGUUGUGGGGAAAAAGAGAUCGGUCAUCUCCUGAUGCAUUAUUUAUAACCUGGGCAUUUGUCAUUUCUUUUUGAUGUUUUUGGUUGCAAUUGUAUCAGCUCUGUACAACUCCCCAGUUUCUCCUGGACUUUUGCUACAGGGAUUAGCUGUCUAGAUGUGUGGAAAAGGCACCCGGGGCUGGACACCAUCUACACAGCUGUGGUUAUUUGAUAAUAAUGAUACCUUUUGAUUGCUCUGUGAGGGUAUUUGACCAUUUUCUUUUUGUUAAAACAUCUUAGGAGUUUGGGGGAAACUGGUCAAGCGGGAAGUGACGUUGGGCUACUAGGAUGUUUUCUGUUUUAGGUUUGAUCAGUAGUUGUGGUGAGCAGGUGGUGGGAUUUGUGGUGUAUGAAGGCACACUCUGUCUAGACUUUUCUCUGUUCUCGCCACAGAGGAUAGAAACUUAAUUAGCUAACCUGACAAGACAAAGAAACGGUAGAGAAUUCAAAACCGUCUCAAACCACAGACUCUUCAGACAGAGUAUGCCUUCUUCCCUUGUAUUCCUCUCCAGGUCUGGCUCUCAGUGACAGUGCCAGCAGGAUUGAAAUAAGUUUAUGAAACCACUCAGAUGCUUUUGAUUGAAGACCCUUCACGUUAAAUCUUUCACAAACCCCGGUACACAAAAGUUAGCUCAUGUGAUAAAACUUUUUAUUGGCCAAAGUUUGCUGAAAUCCCGUUGUGCCUGUCACUUCAGCCUGCCCUUGGGAAGCCCAGACUGUAAUGCCCUGUAAUACAUUAGGCUGUGGCGAUACUGCCUUCCUUCCUAAUAGAUGUCCCCUGCCUCCUUCCUCUUUCCUUCCCCUGUCUGGAUCUGGUGGAAGGGGUUGGAAACCAACCUGCAAAAAUCUCUUUUCUUUUUGUUUUGCAAACCCUUGUCAAGUGCCUCUGUAGCAAUUAAUUGAUUUGAAUAAACAUCAUGAACUGAUUUAGGAUGGAGAGUAAAUAAAGAGGUGUUGUGUACAAUAAAGGGACUGGCUCUGG